AUGACGCGGACGCGGGAUGACGAGGUACACCCUCGCGUUUGGGUGGAGGGUCGAGCAGAUCCGGGUCAAGACGAUCCCGGCGGCGGGGAUUCCGGCGACGAGGCGCGUAAAGAGGCGGGCAACGCCGGCGAGGGUGGAGGCGGAUGGAUCUGGGGUGGAGGCACCGAAUCCGGCGUCGACGACGGCCAGCGGCGGCGUCCGGCGCCCGGGGACGCGACGGCUGUGCCGAAGGGCGGCGGUGAGGCUAGCGCGGGGUUGGUGGCGCUCGUGGCGGCGGUGGAGAUGGGGAGGCGCGCGCGGAUCCAGCAGUCGGAGCACCAAGGAGGCCGGCGGCGGGGUCCGGUGGUUACCGGCGACGACGGCGGGGCGGAGACGCUCGGGCGCCGAGCUGGAGGUGCAGGGCGAGGCGGGGAGCAGGCGGCGGCGCGGGGUCGGGCCGACCCGGGCCCCGAUGGACUUGGCGGGCCCCGCGCGGGCCUAGAUGGGCCGUCGGGGGCGGGGAGUGGGCAGGGGACGCGCUGGGGACGCGUGGCACCUCCUGGGAGGCUGCAGACGGCGGCUGGCCUAUAG
Aegilops tauschii subsp. strangulata is the source of this 570-nucleotide messenger RNA. Lineage: Eukaryota; Viridiplantae; Streptophyta; Magnoliopsida; Poales; Poaceae. The record is from RefSeq and is a predicted model, not a curated record.